Messenger RNA from Mucor mucedo, 345 nucleotides. RefSeq lists its product as uncharacterized. NCBI's taxonomy places the organism in Eukaryota, Fungi, Mucoromycota, Mucoromycetes, Mucorales, Mucoraceae. The coding region runs from base 1 to 345 and encodes 114 amino acids. The record is from RefSeq and is a predicted model, not a curated record. The transcript has 2 exons.
AUGGGGGUACGUGUUACUGUGAUCAAGAAAAGAAUGGAUCGUGAAAGCAGAUACACUGCUCGUUUUGCUGUUUUGGUUGAACAAACUCAGUACAUUUCACAAGAUAUGUUGAUUUCACUUGACAGAGGCACAAGUCCAAAUUGUAGAACCAUGACUAAUAACACAAAUAAUAUUGUUCCUCGUCUAUGGAAUCAUGAUAUGACUACUUUCUUAAACAUGUUUAAUAUUGUUCGUUCACUUCGUGCUGGAAACGGCAUUCCCCCCCCCAAGAUUUCGACGUGGAGAAGAGCAAGGACCCAAAAUGACCAAGCAAACAUUAGAAAUGUUCGUCAACGUCGUAACUAG